AUGCCUUCAAUAUCUCAUCACUUCUUUGAAUUAAAUUCACCAAAAUUUAAAUCUAAUGAUAAAUCAUUACAGAAUAUCAAUGAUAUAAAUGAUAUAAAUAUUUUUCCUUGUAACUUACCUGAAUCAAAAAAUUUAAGUGAUUAUCAUUCUCAUCGUCAUUACCCUUCAAUAUCUUCUACUUCAUCAUCAUCAUCUUCUUCAACUUCUUCUUCCACAUUAACAAUGACAUUAAAAUCAUCAACGACGAAUACGACAUCUUCAGUAUCAUCAUCAACAACAAAACUUGAAAGAAAUAAAAAAAGAGGAAUUCCUUCUAUAAUGAAAUAUCCUGAUUUCCCGGUGAAAGCUCAAUGUCCAAAAUGUAGUAAAUUUAUUACUACUAAAAUUUAUCAUAAAAAUGGAAAAUGUGUUUAUGUAUUAGCUAUGGGAUUAUUUAGUUUAACUGUUGUACUAUUCUGGGUUCCAUUCUUUGUGGAUUCUUGUAAAGAUAUAACACACAUUUGUCCUAAUUGUGAUACUCGUUUAGGAACACGACAUCGAUUAUAA
Molecule: messenger RNA, 546 nt
Organism: Diversispora eburnea
Lineage: Eukaryota; Fungi; Glomeromycota; Glomeromycetes; Diversisporales; Diversisporaceae
Source: the annotation of a GenBank genome assembly